Molecule: messenger RNA, 330 nt
Organism: Aspergillus melleus
Lineage: Eukaryota; Fungi; Ascomycota; Eurotiomycetes; Eurotiales; Aspergillaceae
Exons: 1
Coding region: 1-330 (109 amino acids)
Molecular function (GO): protein binding
Source: RefSeq, a predicted model, not a curated record
AUGGGAAAUGGGGAUGGGAAGCCCGCCUCUUCGGCCAUGUCCGAUAAUAUCAACGGUUGUAUUACCGAACUCGACGCCCUGGAGACGAAGAUUAACCCAGGGCAUAAUGCAGCCAUGAGAAAAUUUGGCAUACGAGCCUUGGAACGGCCAACCGAACGAACAGAAGUCGAUAGAUUGAUCGAGCGAGCUCUCCAUGGACAUUUGGUGGCAAUCACAGCAGUUUUGGUCUUCCCUGAUGGUAAAUCACUGGCAUCUGGCUGCUACGACAGAACCAUCCGAAUCUGGGAUCCAAUCACGGGAUUGGAGCAACAACUUCUUGAUGGCCAUUAA